Molecule: messenger RNA, 3318 nt
Organism: Anopheles darlingi
Lineage: Eukaryota; Metazoa; Arthropoda; Insecta; Diptera; Culicidae
Product: liver carboxylesterase-like
Exons: 5
Coding region: 1010-2860 (616 amino acids)
Source: RefSeq, a predicted model, not a curated record
CUGACGGGCGAAUUACUUCCUUAACAACGUGGUCGACACGGCGAAGCGUGGUGAAGCAGUCGACGGUCGGUUGGUCUCUUUUCUGCUGUCCGAUCCGACCUGCGAUGGUGGUCAGUGGGAUAUGCUCGUUAAUCUGAUCAACAAGCACGGGUCAAUGCCGAAGAAGUGCUUCCCGGAGUCGUAUGAACUCGGUCAUUAAGAGCAAGCUUCGCGAAUACGCCAAGGAUCUGUGUCAGCUGGUGGCAGACGGUGCGACUGAUGAGGAGAUCACGGAGAAGAUCCGGAAGCAGAUGAACGAGAUCUACAAUGUUGUUGGCAUUUGUCUCGGUAUACCGCCGGAAAAGUUCACGUGGGAGUGCUACGACAAGUCGAAGAAGUAUCUAACGAUCGGACCGAUCCGAUCGAUCGAUGUUUACGUCAAUCGACGACGAUCCUCGCAGCUCGAACCUAUACGGACGGUCGUUCACCGUCGAGACAAGCGAUACACUGGCCAGUAGGAAGGCGAAGGUGAUAGCGAUCGUCCAGCGAUGGAUCCAACACAUUUUCCUGUCCCGAAAGAUCCACUCCUGCUCCUGGCUUGCACAGAUUGGCAAACAAACCCGCUGCUGGCUGCUGUCACCAGCAAAAAAGCGAUCGCCUGGGUGAUUUCCUUAGGCGAUAAUGAACUCGAAAAUGAAAAAAAGAAAUUUGACGCCUGAGCCGUGAUGGUAGAACGAAGUUUGCGGACUAAUAUAUUUAACUAAUAUAUUUUAUCAACUAAUAUAUUUUAAAUCAUCACGAAAUACCCCAGAACAAAGUACUGAGAAAACAUUCACAAUGCUCAACACGCAGCACCCCCUGCCGAGUGAUAUCAAAUCUUAUCGGAAGGGACUCAACGCAUUUUCAGACCAACAGCAGCUUUCGGCAAUCUCCUGGCGAAUUAAUCGAGGCCACUGGCGCUAGAUUGAUUACGUACGCAGGCACAGGAUGAUUGGAAGGAACUGGUCGUUCGCCAGAAACAAACAUUGCAAUGGAACUCGGCAACAGGUGGGCAACCCACACCAAAAACUGCCCAACCUGUGCGACUUGUUGUUAUCAGCCACCGAUAAGUGAAUGCGAGGGCGCUACCGGUAUAAAACCGGUGACCAUGUUCCGGCCGCCAGCUUACUCGGGUGCCAAGUGCGGUGUCAAAAGGAUGCUUAAGCUUGUGGUAAUUCUUUCGCUCGCGGCCAUCGCGGCCCAGGGACAGGAUGCGUCCCGGCCUAUUAUCAACACCACUGGUGGUCAAAUCCAAGGUGUCACGUCAAGCUGCGGGUUGUUCUGCAGCUACUUCGCCUUCAACGGUAUCCCGUACGCCCAGCCACCGGUAGGCGACCUUCGGUUCCGCAAUCCACGGCCGCAUCAGGGAUGGCAAGGCAUUAAGGAUGGCAGUGAGCACCGGGAGACCUGUCCUUCGGGAGGAUUCCUCGGUGGUGUCUCCGGUAGCGAGGACUGCCUGUAUCUAAACGUCUAUACCCAAAAUGUUAUCGGAUCGAGGCCAGUGAUGGUAUGGAUUCAUGGCGGGUCGUUUACAGGAGGUUCUGGAAAUUCCUGGAUCUACGGUCCCGACAAUCUAAUGCCGGAGGAUGUGGUGGUCGUUACGAUCAACUACCGUCUCGGUAUUCUCGGGUUCUUUAGCACGGACGAUACGCACGCCGCCGGUAACUGGGGCAUGAAGGAUUGUGUGAUGGCGCUACAGUGGGUACGCAAUAACAUCGCGAACUUCGGAGGCGAUCCAAAUAAUGUGACGAUUUUUGGAGAAAGUGCGGGCGGAGUAGCCGUUCACUAUUUAGUGCUCUCGAACAAGGCGUCCGGUCUGUUCCACAAGGCGAUCGCUCAAUCUGGAACCGCGCUCGUACCGUGGGGUUUCCAGUAUCGGCCCCGCGAACUCGCCUACCAGCUAGCGGAUAAGCUCGGUUACUCGCACGACAGUGCGCAGCUGGUGCAGAGUCUGCGUAACACACCGAUCGAGCGGCUGCUGGAGGUGCAGGGAGGCUGGCUGGACAUUGACAUCCCCCGUGGUUUUAAGCCGUUCGAGUUUGUGCCGAACGCGGAACCUGUGAACUCACCUGAGGAGACUUUUCUCACUCAGCUCCCAAUAGAUAUACUCAACGCCGGAACGUUCAAUCAUGUUCCCUUCAUAGCCGGGUAUAUGAGCAUGGAGUCGAUGUUCAUGGUGUACGAGCAUACGAUCGACAAUACUGUGUGGGACGAGUUCACUAGACAUCCUGAAUAUUUUGUUCCCCACUUCUGGAAUAUUCCAACCGGUACAGCCGCUUCGUCCGCUGUCAGUCAAACCAUACGCCAGACCUACUGGCAGGAUCGUCCGCUCGGACCAGAUAUUAUGCAGCAGUGGAUGACCUUCCACACCGAUCAGCAGUUCAUCUAUGCGAUCGACAAAACGGUGCGCUUACACGCACAGCGCUCGCAGGCUCCGACCUACUACUACCAGUUCAGCUUCGACGGUGAUCUUAACCUUGUCAAGCGGUUGCUGCUGUUGGGCAGCUGGCCGGGUGCGAUGCAUGCCGAUGACAUUCCCUACCUGUGGUCCGUGACCGAUCUCACCAUUUCACCGAUCCUGCCGACGAAUCAUGCCCGCACGGUCAGCAACCGGUUCGUGCGUCUCUUCACUAACUUUGCCCGCUUCGGUAACCCCACACCGAACGCGGUCGAUACACUGCUGCAGAGCCGACAGUGGCAACCGGUCGGUGCGACGGUACACUACAUGGAAAUCGGACACGAUCUCGUCACCGGCAUUAACCCCAAUGGACAGCGCACCUCAGUGUGGCACGAUCUCGAGGCUCGGUACGCCAAUGAUCCUUUCCGUUUCCCACGUCCCUAACUUAUCCACGAUAAGUACGAUAAAUAGACUGCAAGAAUAGACUCAAUUCUACAACUUUCUCGAAACAAUUUCAUUUCAACGAAACAAAUCAAGUCGGAGAAAGAAUUGAAAGUUAUCUUGCCAAAUGACGCAUUUCAAAAUGGGCCCAAAUGCGAGAGUGGCGCGACGCAUAAGCUCGCCUGAGCCUUAAUCUCUUAAUCCAUCACACUAAUAGAGCUAUCGUAAAAGAUUAUUAAACGACGUACGUCAUUACAAUAAUCUCAACUUAUGCGCAUGCAGCUAUCGAUAACCGAGUGAUAAGAAACAAUCCGUAAAUACCACACGCAACGAUUGCUACCUGAAGAGGCCAAACCUGUGGAGAGGAGGUCUGGACCUAAUCAUGUGCGAACUUUCCAGUCCGCCAGCCGCUAUGGCCUGAGUGGUCGAUGGCGUCUUUCUUUUGUAGCAGGCUGUCACCA